AUGUUUUCUGAAAUAAGAGUCAUUUUUGCUGAAAAAACCAGGGCGUUGUUCCUUGAUGCUUCGGCAUUUUUUGCAAUUUCCAUCAACUUUAUAUUAAUAAUUUUAAUUCUCACAAAGUCCCCAAAAACACUGGGAGCAUAUAAGUACUUGAUGGUUUACAUUGCAUUUUUCGAGUUAGCUUAUGCCGGGCUUUAUGUUGCUGAAAAACCAACCUUUUUUACCAAAGAUUCUGCAUUUCUGCUUAUCACUAAUACCAAAAAUUCAAUUUUUCCGAGGAGAAUUUCAAUGUUUGUUGAAGAACUUUUUAUUGGGUUCUACGGUUUAGCAAUGGCAAUUCUUGCAAUUCAUUUCAUUUAUCGUUAUCUGGCACUCAGCAGCAAUAUUUGGCUUCACACAUUUGAAAGUUGGAAGCUCGUCCUUUGGCUUAUGUUUCCUAUUGCAAACGCUGGAAUCUGGUGGUUUGUGGCUGCCGUUAUUUUUGCUGGAAAAGAAGACUCGGACAGAUAUUUGAAGAAAUUCUAUUUACCAUUGGCUCAACACCUAGUUAAUUUUGAGGACAUAUAUUGUAUUGGUCCGUUUUAUUACUUGAAAGAUGUCAAUGGAAAGUCUUAUAUAAACUGGAUAUCGUUUCAAGGAACGGCGAUUUCCUUAUCACUAAUUUGUCUUUCGUUCACGACAAUGAUAUAUUUUGGCUCAAAAGGUUACAAAUCAAUGAGCGAAUUGAUGAGCCUCUCCACCGUAUCGGACCAUGUAAAAAAUAUCCAUUCUCAGCUUUUCAAAACCUUAAUUUUUCAAACCAUGAUCCCAGUGCUCCUCAUGCAUAUUCCUGCAACUGUCACAUAUAUAACAUCAUUUUUCAACGUUUCAUCGGAAAUUUUCGGCGAAAUUCUUGACUUGAGCAUUGCACUUUACCCAGUGCUAAACCCGCUGCCAACGAUAUUUAUUGUCACAAGCUAUAGAAAAGCUGUUAUUGAUUUAUUAUGUUGCCGAAAAAAAAUUGUUCCACUCUCAACUGCUGAAGUGACUAAUCAAAUGGCAACUCAACCUAUGGCUAGUACUCUUUAAAUUUUGUUGAUAAAUUUUUUCUUGUAAUGAAG
Messenger RNA from Caenorhabditis elegans, 1097 nucleotides. RefSeq names its product Serpentine receptor class r-10 (gene str-253). The transcript is spliced from 7 exons. Gene Ontology annotation, cellular component: ciliary membrane. The coding region runs from base 1 to 1065 and encodes 354 amino acids. NCBI's taxonomy places the organism in Eukaryota, Metazoa, Nematoda, Chromadorea, Rhabditida, Rhabditidae. The record is from RefSeq and is marked reviewed. Gene Ontology annotation, biological process: detection of chemical stimulus involved in sensory perception of smell.